Molecule: messenger RNA, 1170 nt
Organism: Ooceraea biroi (clonal raider ant)
Lineage: Eukaryota; Metazoa; Arthropoda; Insecta; Hymenoptera; Formicidae
Molecular function (GO): sequence-specific DNA binding
Source: RefSeq, a predicted model, not a curated record
AAAAUGCAACGCCAUGCUUGUUUCGUAUGCAUCAAGCCUGUCGGUAACUGACGGUGUUGCGUAAUUGUAAUUCCCGAGUUUUAUUGUAAAUCGCAGUCUGUCGACUAAUUCUUAAUAAAAUGGUGGUGUAUUGUUACGUCGAGGUAUGUACUUCAACCCUGUAUAAAAAAAAGUCUCAGGAGAAUCAAGAACCAGUGUCAUUUCAUAAAUUUCCAAGUGAUCCAAAUCUCCGUGCUCAGUGGAUUAAGGCUCUCGUAGAAGGUAAUCACCAACUAAAUGCUGAUACAUUACCACAAAAUCCUAAGAUCUGCAAUCUGCAUUUCAGAAUGCAGGAAGUUGAAAAGACGGGAUUCAUGCACUUGCGUUUGAAACCAAAAUCAGUGCCAUCAAUAUUUCCAAAUGCAAGGAGAGAGAGUACUGCAAUUUGUCAGCUAGUUGAAGAUCCAAAUCUCAAAGCCUCUCAGUGCAACAAUGCAUUGCUUACUGAACCGGUUGAGAUUGUACAAUCUGUACUUCCGAUUCCUGGUAAAUUAGUGAAUUAUAAGGAAUUUGAUCAGCAUGGAGUAACAGAUGAUCAACAGGAAACUGAAAUUACAAUAGAACAAAUGUUCGCGACUCCACAGAAGAGGUUACGAUACACUGAAGAUGAACCUAUAUCCACGACUCCAAAGAAGACGGUGCGAUACCCUGGAGAUGUACUGAGUGACAAGAUUCCCGAUAUGUCCCCGCACACAAUGACUAACAAGGAAGGUUAGCCAACCCGGAAAUUCAGAAAACUCUGAAACUUUGUGUGCAUAUAGAGUAGUUUAUCCGUAACAUAACAUUAUUUUUUUUCAUGCUGAAUUACAAUUCAAGGGGAUGAAAUCACCCCUUGAAGAAAAAUAUAGGUAUUUCUAUUUUGCGAAAUAACUGCCAAACGGUGGAAAGAUAUAAAAAAAAGUUUAUACAAAAGUUGCAUCUCUUUUAUAUGUCUACAAAGCUGUGUACGGAUAAGUAUCGAAAAACUAAUGCUUUUCUAUUUACCCCCUCCACCACCCCUUAAAAUUGAAUUUUUUUACUUCGUAAAUUUACGUCAAAGUACUUCUCCCUGACCUCUUUUCAUACGUCGUAAUCAAUUUAUGUCUGUUAUAUUUAAAAAAAUAAAAUAAAAUAAAAACCUUAAAAGAAAAA